Messenger RNA from Scylla paramamosain (green mud crab), 6451 nucleotides. Its product is annotated as collagen alpha chain CG42342-like. The record is from RefSeq and is a predicted model, not a curated record. Lineage: Eukaryota; Metazoa; Arthropoda; Malacostraca; Decapoda; Portunidae. Bases 1 to 1779 code for a protein of 592 amino acids. The transcript is spliced from 23 exons.
AUGAGUCUCCAGGGUCCCAAGGGCGAGCCAGGAUCUCGAGGACGCCGAGGGAAGAAGGGCAAGGAUGGAGAGGCGGGACCCGUGGGUCCCAGCGGUCCGCCGGGCAAAAAUGGGUUCCCGGGCCCCAUUGGAUUGGACGGGCCAAAAGGAGAACCGGGCGUGCAGGGACCACCCGGCCCUCCAGGGGAACCAGGAAAGAAAGGCGAGCCAGGAGCAGGUUAUGACAUCCUCACCCGUGCCAAGGGGACGAUGGGAGGUGCCUGGGAUAGCAUAGACUCUGAUAGAAUAUUAGCUAUUAAAGGUGACCCAGGCAGUCCUGGACCCCCUGGAGCCCCAGGACCUUCAGGCAAGGAUGGUUUGCCAGGUAUGGAUGGCCGUGAUGGCUAUCCUGGAGAGCCUGGUCCUCCUGGUGAGGUGGGUCCUGCAGGUCCUCUUGGACCCCCUGGGCCUCCAGGCCCUCCAGGACCAGCAGGGCCUCAAGGCGAAAGAGGUGACAAGGGACACAAGGGUGACCGAGGGAUCACCACAGUCAACGGCAAAGAAAUUCCUGCCGGAAUCCUUGAGGGGCCUCCUGGACCGUCUGGACCCCCUGGGCCACCUGGGCUGCCAGGGGACCCAGGACCAGAUGGUCCCAUGGGUCCCCCUGGGUUGGAUGGGGAGGAGGGAGCACGAGGACCACGGGGCAGGCGGGGCAAGCGGGGUAAGAGGGGACGACGUGGUGAGUCUGGAAGGGCAGCAGCACAAGGACUACCAGGGCGGCCUGGACCAAAAGGAGAGCCUGGCAAUGUGGGGCCUUCAGGAGAAAAAGGAGAGAAAGGGUCCAUGGGCAUACAGGGCCCUAAGGGAGAGUUGGGCCCACGAGGACCCCCAGGGGUAGAUGGUAUCCAUGGGGAGUCUGGUCCACAGGGGCCACCAGGAUUGCCAGGUGCACUGGGCCCCAAGGGAGAGAAGGGUGAAUAUGGAGACAUUGGUCCUCCAGGCCUGAUGGGACCACCAGGCUUGCCAGGACCUCCGGGUCUGCCAGGCCUCAAGGGUGAUAAGGGUGACAAGGGAGACUCAAAACUGAAAAAGCUCAGAAGAAGACAGGGUGAUUCCAGCAGGAUCUGGACGGAGGUGCCAGGGGAGGUGAUCAUGGGUCCUCCAGGUCCACCUGGGCCAACCGGUGCCCCAGGCCUGCAGGGACCUCCAGGCAUCAAGGGAGGCAGGGGCAAGGAUGGCACCAAGGGAGAGCCAGGUGCCAAAGGUGACAAAGGUGACCCAGGACCCAUGGGGCUACCUGGACCAAUGGGGCUGCGGGGCGAGACAGGCCGGGCAGGGGAGACAGGCAAGCCAGGGCCAGCGGGUGCACCUGGUUUGGAUGGUAUGAAGGGUGCACGAGGAGAGAUUGGCAGGAAGGGUGAGAGAGGGGAUCCAGGACUGCCAGGCACCGACGGCAUUCCAGGGGUGGAGGGUCCAAAAGGAGAGAAGGGAAUGAAAGGAGAGAGGGGUCGGCGGGGCAGGCGGGGCAAGUCAGGACCUAAAGGGGAGAUGGGAGUGCCUGGUUUGGAUGCUCCAUGCCCCACUGGUGCUGAUGGGCUGCCCCUCCCUGGCUGUGGCUGGCGGCCUGGACAGAGUAAGAACAUUAUCCGGCCCAUUGGUGUGGGGCUUGGCCUUGGCUUGGGAGGACCACCCUUAGACGUGUUCCCCCUCGAGGCCCCAGUUCCCCAGGCCACCACCCCUCCUCAUGAGGACUAUGAGGAAGACUAUGAGGAGGAGGAGGAGGAAGAUGCGUUGAAAUGAGGCCUGCACUAACCCACUAACUCACACUGCAUCUGCCCCCUUUAGCUAUGAGGAACUGUUCAGCCGUCACUAACCUCAGCCGGGUGGGUCCAGGAGAUGCCUGCACUGCAUCACCACAUGACACCAAGGGAUACCCACCCCAUCUUGUUUACUCACUAGGCAAUAAACCUUAUAGAUUCUGAAGUAUGACAAGUUUUUCAUGAAGGGCCAGCAGUGUAGAGCGCUGGGCCAAUCCCAGCUGCUGCAGCCUCGUGUAGUGUGUCUCCUGCCACUCUGAAUUACAGUCUUUUGUUGAAGUGAACCCAUAAACAUUUUGGGAACAGUGCCAGCCACAAGCAUAGUGUAAAUAGUGUACAGAAGUUUCUACUGUCCUUGGUCCACAGUGACUUGUGUAUAGUGAGUUUCUCUCUUUUUUGUGUUCCUCUAUGAGCUACAUCAAUAAAUCUUUAGCAGUGACCUACAGUUGCAGUGUUGAUGAGACUCUAUCAGUGCAGUGACUUGCUGGUGCAAUCUUGGUGAGUCUUUAAAUAAAACCUGCAAUUGUAAUGUUGUAGAGUUCAGCAAUUAUUUAUAAUUGCAAUAUUAUUGUCUUCACUGAUGACUCACAUUUGCAACUUUGUCUCUAGUGAUGAGCUCUGGUUGCAGGACAGAAAAAAUGAAAAUAAGUUUGAGUUUCAUCACAUUGCCAACAACAUAAGGCCAAAUAUAUUUUACUUCUGGGAAAGGCUUUGAAAUAUGUGAAACAUUCACUCAUAUCAGUUUUGUUUUAGUAAAAACAUAUUUUGAAGUAGUGUUACUGAAAUAAUUUUAUCUGAAUUUAUCAGAAGUACAAGAAAAAUUAUGAUAAUGAUGUGUAAAUUCUUAGAUCUGACAAAAGUUAUACUGCCUCUUUAGACUUUGUUGGUGUGCAGAGUACAUGUUUUAAGCAACACAUGACACAUCAGCAGAUGUGUAACCUUUCUAUAGACUGAAGAUAUGUAUGUAGUUAUGCAAGAAAAGUGUGUAGUAAUAUAAUAUUAUCUUACUCAAGUGGAAAAGGUGAAGCAUAUCAUAUUAACAGAUCUUACAAUGUUGAUUUUAAAUUAGGAAUUUUUUCUGUCAGAAAUUUACAUCAUUUAUUUAACAAUAAUUAUUAAUUUAUUAUUGACCAAAUGACAUUGUAAAUUACUCAUAAUGUUUUCAGUUUUAUUAUUUUUUGUAGUAUUUGAAUAGCUUGAUGGAGUGUAGAGGAGCCAUGACCACAGUGUAGUGUUAUGUGUUGCUUUCUGGCAUGACCAGCAGCCUCUGUGACAACAUUGGGGGAAAGGGCAAAGUGUAACUGGUGGGGAUUCUAACUAUACAGUCAUUCAUCUGUUAUCAAACCUCAUCAGGAUCUACACUGGGUAGAAUACAUAUCUUAAACAUGAAUGUCUGCAUUGUUUCCAAGUUUUUUUUUUUUUUUUAUACAAAGAAUUUGCAUCACAGGAGGGAAAAAUUGUGUAUAACUCAGCACCCCAGACUACCUCAGAACUGCUGCCAGACAGAUCAGUUUAAAACUUGCCAAACUAAGUAGUGAAGGAGUGACAUUGUCAUCAACUAAUGAACAUGCUAUUCUUAUUUGGAAGUACAAAAUUACAUUAAUCUUAAAAUCGUUUGCUUAUAUAUUUACUAUUUUUUUCUAGCUCAAGAUAUACCUUUGGAUUUCUGGCCACUAAUUUGUAUUCAAGUAUUCAUGUAAUCUUUAAUUUAUUGCAACAAACACCCACAAAUGAAGACUGCCAUGAGGAUCUAGUGUCUGCUACAUCCAUAAUGCUCUGGUUGUCUUUUAUAGUUUUGUUUUUAUCUGAUCUCAAAGGUUCAUAUCCAGGGAGGGAGUCAUGCUGAUCUUUGCCUUUCAAGCACUCACACUAAGACCUAAUUUCAAGUAGUAUUAGUUCAGGUUCUCUUAUUCACUGCUAAAACACUAUACAUCUCAAUUGCACUCUGUUUAGUAUUGUAGAAAUUUUAUUCUCCUUGAAGAUUUUUUUUCUUACUUAAUAAUGAAUAUUUCAAUAAGUAAUCACAUGCACACUAUGCAGUAGGUAGGCAUCAGAGUCCAGUAAGCAUUGUAUAGAACUCCAGUGCAGUGGUCCACCACACUCAAGGGAACUUUUGGAGGCAGAUAACAGGUGAAUGACUGAUAUAUGUGAGGAGACUUUUUUGGUUUUAUGUAUUGUUAAUUAAUUAUUAUAAUAUACUGUAAAUUGGGUGUGUUUUCAGCAUACAGUUAAUUAAAAAAAAAAAAUUUAGUAUGAGAAGUAUAAAAUGAAAAUCUGAUAUUCAGAAGUUUUGUUGCAUAAGUGGACAUGCAAUAGGACGUGAGUGGAUGAACAAAUAUCAAGAUGAGUCUUUAAACUAAUCAAGACGAACGCUGGAGUUUAUAGUACUACAUAUAUCUCAGUGUCGGUGAAGAGAGCUAUUAAUGAUGCUUAAAAUUGUAUUGAUUUUUAACUCAGGAUGAAAGCUUCCAGUAGUUAAUUUUCUUAAGGAUUGUAUUAUAAGGACAUAUCCUCUAAACUCCUUUGAAGAGUAACUUUGUGACAUAUUAACCUCUGAAUGUGUACUAAAUUAGCAAUAUGAUAUUUUACACCACAUAAUUUCAGGCUGGUGUGGAGUGGAGGCAGGAGAUGGAGGGGGUUUAGUGGUUCCAUGAGUAGCUGCAUCCAGACCUCCUUGUUCCUCAUGUCCUCCUGAUAGGAAUAAUUUCUGUGCAUUCAGUAAAAGUUAAGUGGCUAGAACAGACACUCAUUACCUCAGAAUGUCAUUGCAGUAGGUAAUGCUCAGUUCCUCAUGCUAGUAUCUUUGUGCAAAGUGAUUCUGGUAGCCUGAGUGCUGUCCUGUUGCUGUGUGUUUGUAUAAAUGAAACCUUCUCACUUGUUUAGGGUAUAAUACAUGACAGGUUUUUUGAUGUACAUAUUGAUUCCCUCCAGAGCAUUUUGCAUGUGUCUGUAGUUCAUCUUGGUAAGGACAUGGAAGAAUGCAUUGUUUUUAUUAUUUUUUUAGUGGUACGUGUCAGACUAAUAUAUGAAGUGCUUGUCAUCAUAGUUACCACAUGUUUUCCUUGGCAUUCUUCUAGUCAGAGAAUCUUUAUGGCAUAUCUCAUGUAAGUCUGCCAGACACCAGCUGUUCUCCCACCCACCACAUUGUUAUAUUGCCUCCUCAUGUGUGUAGCUUCAGGCUCUGAUCCUCCUCUCCUGUGUACCUUACAGACAAAUAUCAAUCUUCUUGUAGUAUUGUGUUUCAGAAAUCUUUUUCUUUCCAUCAAGGAAAUAAGAGUGAUUGCUUAUUUCAUAUGUUGCCUUCAUCUUUCAUAAACAAAUUUCCCAUUAAAGUACAUUAAUUUUUUUUGUAAGCAGUGUAUAUUUAUUUUUAUUAUGGUUUCUUUAUGUUUGUAAGAAGAGCCUUACUGGCCCACUCUGGUGUCACCCUCAUGAGUCCAGCAGCAGUAGACCGGCCCAUCCCCACCUCACCAAGGAGCACAUGUAGUAACUGGUGGUGACUUAUGUUCAGUGGUAAGAUCAUGGUUUUGAUACAAGAUUUCAUUAGUGCAAAAGUAUAGAAUAAGGACUUUUAUUAUGUUAGACAUUCUCUUUAGAAUACAACUGUACAGAAGCAUGAUCAGCAAACUUGUCCUUUCACCUAGUUAGAGUAAAUAAUUCAAAGUUGACAAAAAUUGUUAUGUCAGAUUAAUUUUCUUUUGAGCAACAGAAGGAAUUAUGUUAUGAGAAAAUGUUGGAUUUCAACUCGAGAUGAGCUGACAACCAAAAGACGUGAAUGUUAUCCUAUAGGAGUAAGCUUACCAAGUGCUCAGACCUGUACAGUCUCUCCAGUAGCCACACAUGUACCUCGAUGCAAUUGACUAUUUGGAUGACUCAGUUCAGACAUCAGUCACAAUCAAAAAAAAAAAAAAAAAAAGAUGAAAAACAAAAGGAAAAACCAGAGUAAUUCAUAAAAUGAGCUUCCCCUUCACUGUGGUGAGGCCCCUCUGCUGCCACACACCAGUAGCGAUGGUGGUAGUGGUGGUGGUGGUAGCAAGAGGCUCCAUGUAAAGGGGAAGGAAACUCCACCUAAAUGGACACUACAGCUUCAGUUUUUUAUAACCCUCCAGUCUUGUAGUGUUUUAAGACGAGGCUGGAGUACUGUAAAGCUAGUAAGUUAUGAAAUAAAAUAUGUGUAUGAUUGUGUUAUGAGAUCAAUUCUUUCCACCUCAGAUUAUCAAUAUAGGCAUUCCUUAUUUCAGAAACUGAAUACCUGCAUUACUGAAUGCUAUUAUUCAUUUAAUUUUGUUCUUAUUCUUCUAAAUCCUGCAUAGCCUGGAAAUGAAUUUAUAUUGCUUAGUUUACUACAGUUUAUAUUGUAAUUCACACCACAUUUUUUUUUUCAAUUGGUGACUCAUUAUCAGCAUUGCUUCAAGAGCUUAACGACCACUUUAUUUCUCAUUCUUGUAUAAAAUAAUUCACUGUACUUACAGCCAUUUCAGGCUUAUUUCUUUUCUAAUUUUUCAAGGCUUUAAGGACAACACAUGCACUUUUAGAUGCGAUUGCGCUGCACUGCCGCACAGCUGAAUCACGCCAUGAAUGUGACGACAAAGUACGCACACUCACACAGCUCUAGGCCAUGCGACCGGAAUAAAUAAAUGUUUUCCAGUGUUUUC